AGUUUGCCCUUUCCAUCGUGGAGAAGAUGCAAGCCCAGGACGUCCUGCGGGGCCUGCGGCUCCCCGAGCUCGAUGACCUCGGCCAGUUCUUCCGCAACCUGCCGGCCACGGCGCUGGUGGGCCUGGGCGCCUUCGCGGCCGUGGUGGCCUACUGGUUCGCCAGCCGGCCCAAGGCGGUGAAGCCGCCCUGCGACCUCUCCAGGCAGUCGGCAGCAGUGGAGGGCUUGGAUGGUGCGCGGAGGUCUGUGAUAGGGGACAGCACCCAGCUGCUCACUCACUACUAUGAUGAUGCGAGAACCAUGUAUGAGGUCUUCAGAAGAGGAUUUAAUAUAUCUGAAAACGGCCCCUGUCUGGGAUUCAGAAAACCCAAGCAGCCCUACCAGUGGUUGUCCUAUAAAGAGGUGUCCGAAAGAGCAGAAGCUUUGGGCUCGGGGUUGCUUCAGCAGGGAUGUAAACCGUCCACAGAGCAGUUUAUCGGGGUCUUUGCACAAAACCGUCCCGAGUGGAUCAUUUCCGAGCUGGCUUGCUACACUUACUCCAUGGUGGUGGUUCCCCUCUAUGAUACCUUGGGGCCCGGAGCCAUCCGUUACAUUGUCAACACAGCGGACAUUUCCACAGUGAUCUGUGACAAACCCGAAAAGGCCCGUGUUCUCCUCGACCACGUGGAGAGGAAGGAAACACCGGGCCUCAGCUCCAUUAUCCUGAUGGACCCGUUCGAGAAGGACCUGCAGGAGAGAGGGGCGCGCUGCGGCGUGCGCAUCCAGACCAUGCACGAAGUGGAGGAGUGUGGCCGUGAGAGACGACACGUUCCCGUGCCUCCUCGUCCAGAAGAUCUAUCCAUCGUCUGUUUUACUAGUGGGACUACAGGCAACCCCAAGGGCGCUAUGCUGACUCACGGCAACGUGGUUGCGGAUUUCUCAGGCUUUCUCAAAGUGACCGAGAAAGUGAUCUUUCCGAGACAGGACGAUGUGCUCAUCUCCUUCCUGCCUCUGGCUCACAUGUUUGAGAGAGUGAUACAGUCCGUAGUGUACUGCCACGGGGGGCGAAUCGGGUUCUUUCAAGGAGACAUUCGUCUGCUGUCGGACGACAUGAAGGCGCUGCGCCCGACCAUCUUCCCCGUCGUGCCGAGGCUGUUAAACAGGAUGUACGAUAAGAUCUUCAGCCAGGCGGACACUUCCCUGAAACGCUGGGCUCUGGAGUUUGCUGCGAGGCGCAAAAAGGCCGAAGUGCGGAACGGGAUCAUCAGGAACGACAGCGUGUGGGAUAAGCUCUUCUUUAAUAAAAUACAGGUGAGGGAUUUAACACCGGGGAUGCUAAAAGUGACAUAUUGUGCAGUUUUCAAGAGCCUGUUUCUUUGUCAGGUUUAUGAGGGUUAUGGCCAAACAGAAUGCACCGCCGGCUGCACCUUUACCACCCCAGGGGACUGGACAUCAGGUCACGUAGGAGCCCCUUUGCCCUGUAAUUUGAUCAGAUUGAAGGAUGUGGAAGAGCUGAAUUAUUUUGCUUCCAAAGGAGAAGGAGAGAUAUGCGUGAAAGGACCAAACGUUUUCAAAGGUUAUCUGAAAGACGAAGAGAAGACAACCGAAGCGUUGGACGAGGAGGGCUGGCUUCACACGGGAGACAUUGGGAAAUGGUUGCCUAAUGGGACUCUUAAAAUUAUUGAUCGGAAAAAGCAUAUAUUUAAACUCGCUCAGGGAGAAUAUAUUGCACCGGAGAAGAUCGAGAAUAUCUAUAUCCGCAGUGACCCUGUUGCGCAGAUAUAUGUCCAUGGAGACAGCUUGCAGGCCUUUCUGGUAGGAAUUGUGGUACCCGAUUCGGAAGUUAUGCCAGGCUGGGCAAAGAAAAGAGGAUUUGAUGGAACGUAUGCAGAACUCUGCAAAAAUAAGGAACUGCAGCAAGCAAUAAUGGAAGAUAUGGUACGGUUAGGUAAGGAGAGCGGACUUCACUCCUUUGAGCAGGUCAAAGCCAUUUACAUUCACUCCGAUAUGUUCUCAGUGCAGAACGGUUUGUUGACACCUACAUUAAAGGCUAAGAGACCAGAACUAAGGGAUUACUUCAAAAGACAAAUUGAAGAGCUAUAUUCAAGCAUCUCCAUCUGAAGUCGCGGGAAGAAUCCUCGGACUAGCGGACUUUGUAGCAACGCUAGAAUAACGCUCGGAAGUACAGAGCCAGAACGAUACAGCCAAAAUGGAGAAGCACCUGAAUCUUAUAUCUGAACCUUUCAUUGUUCCAGGAUUUCACCACUAACCAUAAUUUCCGUUUUCCUUCUUUUUUCAUCAGAUGUGGCUACAGUCUGUUUUUACUCUAUGUACACAGUAGGAGACUACUAAAAAUUAUGUUCAAUACCCACAAAAUACACAAAAAUGUCAAUCCAUUUAAAUUAUGGAAACUUAUUAUUAACUACAAAUGUUUCUCAUUAAAGAGAGGGAAGAAUUUUAGGUAUGUCUCUUGCUAUCUGAUUGUAUAUAACUUAAUAGAUAAGGAACUAAAAUUGUUGAUAAUGUGGUCUACCUCAAACAAUCAGCGAGUGAUGGUGAAAGUCUAUUCUCCCUGAUCUGGAACUUCCAGCUGGAUAUUGGUUUAUGUAGUAAGUGUUAGUUUGUAUAUGCUGCAGGAUAUAAAUUACAUUGAGUUGAGUUAAUCAUUAAUGACCUAACAACCGCAAUAGAAAUAGGAACAAAUCUCCUGGUAUUUGUUCUUAAUAGGCUUUUUAGUAUAUUAUACUUAAAGGAAAAGGCCAGAUUAGCAUUACCUUGAAAUGACAAGGACGUGUUAGGAAGCCAUAGGAUAGAAUUCCCUCUACUUCCUUUUCACCUGAACUCAGUUGAUACGUGGCGCGCUGGUUUUCCAUUAGGGCCACGCGUGGACAUCAGCACUACUCAAACCGGGAAGGUUGCUGAAGCAUUGCCAGCUCUAGAGCAGCUUUCUGUGGGAGUUCAAUAAUGCAAAAAAGCUGCACCAGAGAGAGAGAGAGAGAGAGCGCGUGCAAAUGAGUUCACACUAACCCAUACGCUCCCCAUCCCUCCGCUAUUACUUAACAUGCUGCUAGGGCUGGGUAGCCCAGUCAGACUCGCUCCCUUCCAGAGACAGUGUUAAAGAAGAGAAGCACAAUGCAGUUGUAAAUGGGGCUUAGCAAAACAAAUGUAUUUCAGAGAAAGGCUAGCCUCCGCAGUCUGCUGAAACGCAGUAGUGAGGGCAUCCUCAGGGUAGCUGCAGAAGAGGAAGAACUGUUCCUCCAUAAGGCCCAGGGUGGGAGGAAGGCUUCGUCACCCACUUCCAUUGCAAGGUGUCACGGGGCGGCGAAACGUUGGACGUGACUGCAGAAAGGCCUGCCGGGACCCCAUCUCUGCGUUUGGACAUUCGGCAGCCUCAGCUCCCACUGUUGCCGCUUCCAGUGGCCUCUCUGGAUAAACAACAACGAGGCUGGGUGAAACUGCAGCUUUCCGAGCCAGCGGAGCCAUUGGGAAGGGGCAAGUCCCUGGUGGGACAGGAACAGACUCUAGCACUCGGUCCUGACAUGAAGCAUGGUACAACAGAAGGAGAAAACUGUACAAGUCAGGUAGCUUGAAUAUCUGGACUGUUGGUGGCCUCCUUCUGCUAAACAGGGUCUUAAGUAUAUAUGCAUAUUUUAAUAGCUGCUGUGUGUUGCACCAGUGCGUACUAGCAUGGAGCUGUGCCUGCUAGAUCUUCUUUGCUAGGGCAGAGGAAGCACACUUAUCUUCUCUCUUAGGCUGGAAUGCACCGUAGACUUUUGAAGCUAAAAGAUUAAAUUAUUAAUCUAAAUUCUUUCUUAUUUUCCCUUUGAAAUUCCAUUGCAUGCUUUAAAAAAUGAAAUAAAUUGAAUUAAUCCGUAGUUUUACACAGAGACUGAUUUAUUGCAGUAAUUUCAGGACAAAAUGAUACAAAGGAAACUGUUAACCUAAUCACUCACAUAGAGGAAGUGGUGAUUGAUUAAUCAAAUAUGGAAGUGUUGGUCUGAAUCCCUUUUAUGCCUGAUUGUUCAUUUGCUUCUGCAUAAUCCUUCCUAUCAGUCCAAAGCAAGUAAGAAAUACCGGCACUGUGAUCUGAUGGUAUUUCACAUCCGUUUUUCACUGACGUAGACAACAACAGGUUCACUGGGGAAUUUGAGUGUGUCAUAUCUACGGAGGAUACGAAUUAUUGCUGCCAGCUACAGAAUCCGGCUCUUUAGGUCCAGCUGUAAAGGAUUUUCAUCUUUGAGGAGUUUCAUUCAUCUCGUUUUUGUAUCGGCCAAAAGACAGUAAUUACGUAUGUACGCUUCAAAGCAAUGAGGAAUUAGACUCAGUGCAAUUUCUUCCCUGUUUUAAUGCAACCUGCUUUACAAAAAUGUAACUAGUUAUAUUUAAGUAAAUAUAAAAAGCUAUUUUCCACUGACCCUUUUCAUGACCGCAUGAGUUUAGUUUACUUUUCUCCUAAGGUGCUUUCAGUUUAUCGGCCUUUUCUUGAUAAUGGACCUCUAACUUUGUGAAAGUGCAGAAGAUUCUAACAUGAGUUUACUUACGGCUGGGCUGGCUCUUUAUUUUUUAUGUAAUGCUGUUUUGUUAAUAAAUAACAUAUCUGUAGGCUUCUUUUGAUAUUUGAUGCAAAAUAUGAGAUGUACUAAUGAUGUGAACACCAAAAGAACAGGAAAAGCAAAAAAAAGAACUUGACCACACUGGGGUGAUAUUUUGGGAGAAAUUGUUUCAAUUGUCACACCAAAAGUGUGAAUAUUUCCAGAUCUUCUGAGAAGCUGUAUGAAUAAACUAAA
This is a messenger RNA of Struthio camelus australis, 4765 nucleotides long. Lineage: Eukaryota; Metazoa; Chordata; Aves; Struthioniformes; Struthionidae. The record is from RefSeq and is a predicted model, not a curated record.